Babesia ovata is the source of this 1134-nucleotide messenger RNA. RefSeq lists its product as uncharacterized. The transcript is spliced from 3 exons. Bases 1 to 1134 code for a protein of 377 amino acids. The record is from RefSeq and is a predicted model, not a curated record. Lineage: Eukaryota; Apicomplexa; Aconoidasida; Piroplasmida; Babesiidae.
AUGAGCGCCACUCAGCAGGACGCAACUGCGCCCGCGCUAGAAGGCGUUGCGCACCGAAUGAGGUCAUUGGAUAUCUCUACCGCUGCUCGUUCGCAGUCGGUGACUCCCGCUGGCAUGGAGGGGUCUGCGAAAUCUGCCGACUCAAACACGCCCAGGGCUAAUGCAGCUUCUACGCCAAGAACCGCUUUUGGAAUUGCAAGCUCGAAUGUUGAGAAGAUACAGAAGGCAGCAGCACAAAGAGUUAUAGAUGUUAACGACUCGAGCCUAGAAUGGGGACCAACGCAAGUAAUCAUUGAUAUCGACGAUACCGUCAAGUCAAGCGGUGGCUACAAGCUAUUCAACGUGCCUCUCGGUGGAGUUGAUACGCAAUACGGUCGCGGAGAGCUUUAUCCGGGCUCCUUCCAGUUCAUUCUUGAGCUGGCCAUGUACAAGAUGGGGAAGAACCGCAAACCUCUCCUUCUCGCCGUGCUCACAACCCGCAUACCACAGGUGCCAAUUACCGUUGAUUCGGCACUCAAUAUGAGGCUUCGUGAGGUCGCGGAAAAGAGAGGCGUUUUGAACUGGGGCAUUGACUGCGACAACAAAAUCUUGUACUCAACGAUUAAAGAGUGGGUGUUUAACGAAACAAGGGGAGAGAAGAAGUUCGUUAACUUCAGGAAGUUACACAAAUACGUGUGCAACGAGAACAGUAAUGCCAGAUUCAUAUGGAUAGGUGACACCGGUGAUCGGGAUCUCGAGGCUGGGGAGCUGAUGAUAAAGUCAUUCCCAGGGAAAAUAAGGGCCGUGUUCAUGCACUGCGUCACUCCCACUGAUGGUUCCGAAGGUCAGCGCAUGCCCAACGAUUAUUACCUCAAGUCCGUCCCGGUUUUGUUCUUCCGCACCUACGUCGGUGCCGCGAAGAAGGCUGUGGAGCACGGGUUGCUAAAUCACAACGCGCUCUCGCGUGUCCUAGUCAGGGCGGUACUAGAUCUUAACGAGAACAGCCCGCAGGAUCUAUCGAAGUGGAAGGACCUUAUUAGGGACAUUUUGGAAGUGGAGGAGAUCGCCAACCUGAAGCGUUAUGAGGCCAACCUUGUGGUGAAGACCCGUGUCAUCAUCGAAAACAAAAUAAAAGAGCUCUCGCAUCACGUCUAA